AUGGAUUUGAAUGAGUUCCCCCCAGAAUUGGAUUAUGAUUUUCUAGAUGAAAGCAUUGCAAAUCCUUCCUACUAUACUCAGGCACCCUUAUGUGAUGCGAGUUUGCGGGGCAGUGAGCAUAACAAUGCUGGCAAUGAUCUUUACAACCAGAAUGACAGUGACAAUCAAAAUGCUGAUGCUUGUUCUCUUAACAACCCAGAAGAUGCUGCUACUCCUGAUCAACUUGUGUUGGGUGUUACAGAAGAAGUGGAAGAGGAUAUUUGGUUAACGCCACCAGUGCCUUAUGGAGGGCAGACAUUUUCCAAAAAGAAGAAGAAGCUGGACGGUGGUACAAAGAGAAAGAGGGAGAAGAUGUUACAUACAGACUGCAAAGAUAGGAUGGUUGUCAAGUUAAUUGCUGAUAAGUGGCAUGAUGGGCAGGACUUCAGGACUGAUGAUAGGGAGAGGAGAAGGUGGUCUAAAUACCCUAUUGAGAUACACGCAUCUGCUGUGUACACUAAGAACCUGUUCUAUAGAUUUUCAAAAGAAUUUGAGAAAACGGCUGAGUAUGAUGUCAGGCCUGAGGGUCAGUUUCUGUAUUUGCUCGAGCCUAACAACAAAUUUGUCUAUGGCUAUGGCAAGAGGACAUAUAUCGUGACAGCUGUGGUGGAGGAAGAAAGCUACUACUGUGAGUGCAGCAAGUUUGAUGGAGAUGGGAUGUUUUGUUGCCAUAUAAUGAAGAUUUUGACAAGAUUAGAUGUGAAGACUAUACCUCAGCGGUACAUAUUGAAAAGGUGGACAAAAGAAGCGAUUCCAGAAAAUGAGAACGUUGAUCCUAAUGCACAUGUGCCUGCUGAUUUUAUAGCCAGUGGGAUGCCCCUGAACAACAAAAAGACUUUGUGGUUCACCAAUCUGUCUACAGCUUUCACUGGUUUGGUGGUUGAGGGCUGUGCUUCAAAAGAGACCUACACUAUUAUGGACGGGCAUAUAAAGAUGAUGAGGGCUGAAAUAGAUGAAAUCAAGCAGAGGAAGAAAAACAAUGCCCAGAAGGUGCGGGGCAGCAAAUGUGCACCAUCUGUCUGUGUUUAUGGGGAUGAUAAUACAGCUAAUAUGACUAUUAUUGCUUCAGCUGAUGCACAAUCUGUACCUGGUCCUAUAGUGCAUAAUGUUUUAUCAGAACAUGAUACUAAUGUAAAUGAGAACACUGCUUCAACAGGAGUUGAUGAUGCUGCCCUUGUUGGUAUCACCAAUGAUGUGGAUGGUGCUAGUGCAUUGAUGGCAGAUGUUGGGAACCCUCCAAGAUCGAAAGUCAAGGGCCGCAAGAAAGAUAAAAGGUUCAAAAAGGGAUGA
This is a messenger RNA of Panicum virgatum (switchgrass), 1329 nucleotides long. Its product is annotated as protein FAR-RED IMPAIRED RESPONSE 1-like. Bases 1 to 1329 code for a protein of 442 amino acids. The transcript is spliced from 4 exons. The record is from RefSeq and is a predicted model, not a curated record. Gene Ontology annotation, molecular function: zinc ion binding. Gene Ontology annotation, biological process: regulation of DNA-templated transcription. Lineage: Eukaryota; Viridiplantae; Streptophyta; Magnoliopsida; Poales; Poaceae.